AUGACUUACUCUCCUGAACAAUACCAAGCUAACAAAGAGCGCAUUAAGGCAGCUCAAAAGCGAUACUACUUGAAGACGAGAGAAACUCGUAUCGCUAAGCAGAAGGAGUACGACGAGAGGAAUCGUGAGCAUAUUCGUGCUCAAAAGCGUAAAUCCUAUGCAGCGAAGAAGCAGUGCGAACCUAACAGUGAAACCGAACUUAGCUAA
Molecule: messenger RNA, 207 nt
Organism: Phytophthora sojae
Lineage: Eukaryota; Oomycota; Peronosporomycetes; Peronosporales; Peronosporaceae
Exons: 1
Coding region: 1-207 (68 amino acids)
Source: RefSeq, a predicted model, not a curated record